AUGCUUCGGGCCACCUUCUUACGGAACAAAAAACUACCAAUCAGAGUCAAGUUGACUCCAUCCUUGCAUAUCCGUCACGCAAGUUCCAUCUCAGAUGCCUCGGCCGAUUCUGUCACUGGAAAGUAUGUGGAAGAUAUCAUUAAACCCUACACCGUCACCACCUACGCUCGUCCUAAUCUAGUCCUUACCAAAGGAAAGGGGUCCUACAUGUAUGACCUUGAGGACAGGGAGUACGUUGACUUUACUGCGGGCAUUGCAGUGACGUGCUUGGGCCACAGCAAUGAGGAGGUCACGAAGAUCAUCGCCAACCAGGCGCUGACGUUGAUGCAUUGUUCCAACUUGUACUACAACUUGCCUGCUGGAGAUUUGGCCAAUAAGCUUAUUGUAAAGACCAUUGAUGCAGGCGGCAUGGCCGAUGCCCAGAGAGUGUUCUUGUGCAGCUCCGGAACAGAAGCGAACGAGGCUGCGCUUAAAUUUGCCAGAAAAUACGGAAAGAGCAUCAGCGAAGAGAAGACGGAAAUCAUCGCCUUCCAAAAUGCGUUCCAUGGCAGAACCAUGGGUGCGUUAUCUGUCACGGCCAAUCCUAAGUACCAACAGCCAUUUGCACCUUUGAUCCCCGGCGUCCACACUGCUGACCCCAGUGACAUCAAGAGUGUGGAGAAGCUCAUCAGUAAAGAGAAGACGUGCGCUGUGAUCAUCGAGCCCAUUCAAGGAGAGGGAGGUGUGAACUCUGUCGAUCUCGAGUUUUUGAAGCAGCUCAAGGAGCUCUGCGCAAAGAACGACGUCGUUCUCAUUUUCGAUGAGAUUCAGUGUGGACUUGGUCGUACUGGUCAGUUGUGGGCGCAUUGCGCCUUGCCCAAGGAAGCACAUCCAGAUAUCGUGACCAUGGCCAAGGCUUUGGGCAAUGGCUUUCCAAUCGGCGCGGUGAUGAUCAGCGAGAAGAUCGAGUCUAAGUUGCAAGUGGGUGAUCACGGUACAACAUACGGUGGUAACCCGUUGGGUGCCUCUAUUGGUUCUUACGUUGUUGACCAGGUGAGUGACGCCGACUUCUUGGCCAAUGUGAAGGCCAGCAGCGACAAAUUUGUCGACGCAUUGAGCAAGAUCGCAGAGGAGAAUCCAGACAAGGUUGUUGGGAUCAAGGGAAGAGGCCUCUUGUUGGGCUUGCAGCUCAAGUCGUCCGUGGAUGCGACUGCUGUGGUGAACAAGUGUCGCUCGUACGGGCUUCUUGUCAUUACUGCAGGAGGAAAUGUGAUCAGACUUGUGCCCGCGCUUAACAUUCCAAAUGAAGCUAUUUCCAAGGGUAUGGACAUCUUGGCGCAGGCCAUCAAGGAAGCCUAA
Messenger RNA from Australozyma saopauloensis, 1338 nucleotides. RefSeq names its product acetylornithine transaminase (gene ARG8). Bases 1 to 1338 code for a protein of 445 amino acids. Lineage: Eukaryota; Fungi; Ascomycota; Pichiomycetes; Serinales; Metschnikowiaceae. Gene Ontology annotation, cellular component: mitochondrial matrix. The record is from RefSeq and is a predicted model, not a curated record. The transcript has a single exon. Gene Ontology annotation, biological process: arginine metabolic process. Gene Ontology annotation, molecular function: transaminase activity; pyridoxal phosphate binding; identical protein binding.